Messenger RNA from Wyeomyia smithii (pitcher-plant mosquito), 1369 nucleotides. RefSeq lists its product as uncharacterized. The record is from RefSeq and is a predicted model, not a curated record. Gene Ontology annotation, biological process: protein monoubiquitination; proteasome-mediated ubiquitin-dependent protein catabolic process; protein autoubiquitination. Gene Ontology annotation, molecular function: cyclin binding; ubiquitin conjugating enzyme binding; ubiquitin protein ligase activity. Gene Ontology annotation, cellular component: cytosol; nucleus; ubiquitin ligase complex. The coding region runs from base 1 to 1329 and encodes 442 amino acids. Lineage: Eukaryota; Metazoa; Arthropoda; Insecta; Diptera; Culicidae. The transcript has 2 exons.
AUGGCUGUCGGCAAUAUUGAACGUGUGUUAAUAGAGUUGCGUCCGCGGCUUCAAAGUGCCAAUUUCUUUAUCUGCUUCAGUCGUCGUUUUGCCGAAAUCAAAUCAACAAAAAUAGAUCUAAGUUCCGAUCGUAUCAUUAUCAUAACCGAAAACAAUGCGGAACGUUACGAGAUCCGGCUAGAUGAUUAUUUCAAACUUCAUAUACAAACGCUAAGUUCGUUAUUGAUUAAAAAUAGCUACAUCUGUUUUCGUUUAAAUACCAAUGAGAACAAGUUCCACUCGGAAGUACUUGAGAUUAACGAAUACAAUGGGUGCACUGAUCUAAAGAAGCUAGAAUGCAAUUUGGAAGCAGAUUGCAGUUACUUUAUCAUCUGCAGUAACUGCGGAAGUUAUCUGCGUGAUGAAGCUGUUAAUUUUAAAAGAAUUCUUGAGCUCCCAUCGGAUCACAUGGACAGCAACGAUUGGUAUUGCCACCAGCAUCCGUAUACUACAGUAGACGAUUUUGUUCAUACGAAUGGUGAAUGUUCUUCGACAAAGUUGCCUCAAGCAAACAGCUUUAAUCCUACUGAAUCGGACGUAUUCUUUGGGCCAUUUUACGUUCUUCUCGACAAAAAACAUCUUCAGCGAGUUCAUCUCAAAGCGGAACGGUUUCUGUAUUGUAGACGCUGUUUGCAAUAUCUAGGCAUCAUGAAACGCACUGGCUGUGUUAAGCUAUGGUACGAAAAUCUUCAGUUUCAAAAGCAAGCGGAUGUUUCAGACGAAACACAACCAACGAGACUAUGCUUCUUCCGCAAUGAUAAUCCACUCGAAAACUUCCAGUAUCUAGUUCGCAAAACUGUCAAUGAUUAUAAUUUUAUCUCCCACCUUGGACUGCCUCCUAUUUUUAAGCUAUUGUUCGAAAUGCGCCAACCGGGUUUGAAUGGAGAGGUGUUCUAUCUGCUGAUACAGAUAAUGGAUGCCAAUUUGAAUGUUUUUAAAAUUCGUAAAUGCGUGGAUCAGGAUUCGGGUAAACAAUAUGUCGAUAAUGACGAUGAAGCUCGAGAUAAAGAUAGUGAUGACGAAGAUAACGGUUUAACGGUUACGAAAAGGAUUCAUCGCGAUAUCAAUCUAGAAAGACAUAGGACUAUGAAGCUGAUGUACAGGUAUGAAAAAUAUGAUCAACAGCCUAUAGUUAAUUUUUGGCAGCAGGAUAGUAACGUUGUGUGUGUCGAGAUUUCGGAACAAAUGUUUCGAUUGGCCGUUCGGUAUUUGGAUAAUAAUUCAAACUAUGUACCGGAAUGCUACCGACAUAAUCUGGGAUUCAUUUUGAGCUAUUUAGAUAUUACAUAACUAUUUUAUUACACUGUAAUUUAUGUAUUUUCAUAGCAAA